AUGGGUCGGAAGAUGGUAAGGAUGGCGAGGAUAACGAACGAGAAGACGAGGAUAACGACUUACAAGAAGAGGAAAGCAUGUUUGUACAAGAAAGCCAGUGAGUUCUCAACACUUUGUGGUGUGGACACGUGUCUCAUUGUGUACGGCCCGACUAGAGCAGGGGAAGAGGUGGUCAUGGAGCCCGAGUUAUGGCCGAGGGAUGAGAGCAAAGUCAGAGACAUCAUAAGAAAGUACAGAGACAAAGCAUCGACCAGCUGCACCAAAACUUUCACCAUACAAGAAUCCUUGGAGAAAAGUAAUAGUGCAAAGAUGGAGAAAGUGAAGUAUUGUCCAUGGGACAAGAAGCUGAAUAACUAUUCUUUAAGCGAGCUAUAUGCGGUUUUCGUGGCAGUUGGGAAUAAGAUUCAGGAGGCUGCGAACAGGAAUAUGACAUUUCCCGAAACUUCUUGGUCUAAUGAACAACUUGGUUUAUGCGGUUACAAUCAGCAAUUUCUCGCGCAGCAUCAGUUGUUUCCUAUGUCUACGAUCGAGCCCAACGGGUUCUCUUGUCUCCCUUUUCUUAACCAAAUGACCCCAAAUACCGCGGACCCGGCUUCUUUCUCAAAUGUGACAGAGCUAGAGAUUGCUCAAGCCUUGAUGAUACCAAACGGUCAAAACUUUUUUUACGGGAGUUGUUCGGAUGGUCAAUACGGCCGGACAUUUAUGGAGCCAAUGCAAUGGGGUUUAGGGAACGGUGUCUUCAACAACGUGAAGCAGUUCACAGAGUAUCCAUCGAGACCUGCACAAGUGAAUGACUUGGAGGAUUCUGGUAAAACACCGAUGUAA
Messenger RNA from Arabis nemorensis, 825 nucleotides. Lineage: Eukaryota; Viridiplantae; Streptophyta; Magnoliopsida; Brassicales; Brassicaceae. The record is from the annotation of a GenBank genome assembly.